Molecule: messenger RNA, 3841 nt
Organism: Choloepus didactylus (southern two-toed sloth)
Lineage: Eukaryota; Metazoa; Chordata; Mammalia; Pilosa; Megalonychidae
Gene: LHX6
Product: LIM homeobox 6
Exons: 10
Coding region: 88-1266 (392 amino acids)
Biological process (GO): regulation of transcription by RNA polymerase II; forebrain neuron development; neuron differentiation
Cellular component (GO): nucleus
Molecular function (GO): RNA polymerase II transcription regulatory region sequence-specific DNA binding; DNA-binding transcription factor activity, RNA polymerase II-specific
Source: RefSeq, a predicted model, not a curated record
UUCAGCCUCUGCUCCCGCUGCGACUGUGGCCCCCCUCGGCGCGGCUCUCCGCACUGCGCGUCCGCUGAGCCCGCCGCUCCCCGGCCCAUGUACUGGAAGCAUGAGAACGCCGCCCCGGCGCUGCCCGAGGGCUGCCGACUGCCGGCCGAGGGCGGCCCCGCCACCGACCAGGUGAUGGCCCAGCCUGGGUCCGGCUGCAAAGCGACCACCCGCUGCCUCGAGGGGACCGCGCCGCCCGCCAUGGCUCAGUCGGACGCCGAGGCCCUGGCAGGCGCUCUGGACAAGGACGAGGGUCGGGCCUCCCCCUGUACGCCCAGCACACCAUCUGUCUGCUCGCCGCCCUCUGCCGCCUCCUCCGUGACGUCCGCCGGCAAGAACAUUUGUUCCAGCUGCGGCCUCGAGAUCCUGGACCGGUAUCUGCUCAAGGUCAACAACCUCAUCUGGCACGUGCGUUGCCUCGAGUGCUCCGUGUGUCGCACAUCGCUGCGGCAGCAGAACAGCUGCUACAUCAAGAACAAGGAAAUCUUCUGCAAGAUGGACUACUUCAGUCGAUUCGGGACCAAGUGCGCACGGUGCGGCCGACAAAUCUAUGCCAGCGACUGGGUGCGGCGCGCGCGCGGAAACGCCUACCACCUGGCCUGCUUCGCCUGCUUCUCAUGCAAGCGCCAGCUGUCAACGGGCGAGGAGUUCGGCCUGGUGGAGGAGAAGGUGCUGUGCCGCAUUCACUACGACACCAUGAUCGAGAACCUCAAGAGGGCCGCCGAGAACGGGAACGGCCUCACGCUGGAGGGGGCAGUGCCCUCAGAACAGGACAGCCAGCCCAAGCCGGCCAAGCGCGCGCGGACGUCCUUCACCGCUGAGCAGCUGCAGGUUAUGCAGGCUCAGUUCGCGCAGGACAACAACCCCGACGCGCAGACGCUGCAGAAGCUGGCGGACAUGACGGGCCUCAGCCGGAGGGUCAUCCAGGUGUGGUUCCAAAACUGCCGGGCGCGUCAUAAAAAGCACACACCGCAGCACCCCGUGCCGCCCUCCGGGGCGCCGCCGUCCCGCCUCCCCUCCGCCCUGUCCGAAGACAUCCACUACUCCCCGUUCAGCAGCCCUGAGCGGGCGCGCAUGGUCACCCUGCACGGCUACAUCGAGAGUCAGGUACAGUGCGGGCAGGUGCACUGCCGGCUGCCUUACACCGCACCCCCAGUCCACCUCAAAGCCGAUAUGGAUGGGCCGCUCUCCAGCCGGGGUGAGAAGGUCAUCCUUUUUCAGUACUGACACUUCCGGCUCUUCAGCAUCUAUCCAUGGGCACCCCACAGCUGCCCCUCAGCCACUGAAAUCCGGUGUCCGAGCCACGGCCAGGGUUCCACCCGCCUCUGCAUCCAUCCCCAUCCAACAUCCUGCCCUUCACCGGCUUGGCUCCCCGGGCCUGGCCUUUCCCUUUCCUGCUGAGAACCAGAACCCUUCAGGAGCACCACAGAGUCUUCCCCUCAGGAGGCAGAGCUCCCUGAAAUUUGGAAUCAGGGUGAAAACAGCUUAUUUUUUCCAUUUAAACCGGAGUCAUCAUCAACUUUUGCCGAUUACAAUACUGAAAGGCAGAAUUGAACUGUGUGAUGCCAACAGCCUUCUAAUUUAUAGGUUUUCUUUCCCCGCAUAUUGGCCUUUAGUUACUACUUCCUUGGAAUCACCUCUGAAUUCUGAAUAACUGACAACUCCCAAUGUUAUCCACUCUGUUGCUUUUGUCUGGAAAACUCUACAGUGUUUAUGGGAUAUCCCCAAAGGAAAGCUAUGUUCUAAUUUUAUCAUUUCCAUCUGUCUGGUUAUGUCAAGUUAACUCAGAGAGAGAAGAUACACUGAGCAACGCUGAGAGGCCCAAUAGGGCAGAGAUGGAGGCCCAGACCCAGGAGCAGGGGACAAGGUGGGGGAUAGGAGGCUUCAGAACCCCAUUUGGUUUGGAGAUCAAGGAGAAGGACAUGGCACAUGGUGCCAGAAGAAGCACUAGCCAUUUUAAUGAGAGGAAAGAGAGAACUCGGCAGGGGUGGUAGUGGGGCUACUCCAUCCAGUUAUCCAGGGGAAAUAGCAGAGAUGGGUUUGAUCUUUGUGAUGACCCUUCUGAUUGGGCAGGUCAGAGUUGGGGACCCUUGUUUGCCACUUGUUGUCCUUGAUGGGGGUGCCUGGGCUGCAUCUUCUCUGGGGUGAACUAGUGAUGGAAGGCUGGGUCAUCCUGCUGCAAUUCUGGGGAACACAGCCCAGUGACAUGGAAGCCAGCAUAUUAAUUACAGCCCAGCUCUGACUAUAGAGAGGAUGCCCACUGCCUGGGUGGGAGUGCCAAACCCCAGGUUCCAGCUGGCACCUCUAGGCUUCCCCACCAAGCCUGCCCAGAGCCAGCCUCACCCACUCCUCAGAGUGGAGGCCAGGCACAGCUGUGCUCUUAUUCCACUCCAUCCUGCUUCAUCUCUUCCACCACGAACAAAAGGACCUGGGCUACACCCAACCAUGAUUUAUGUUUUCAGGGGACUUUGACUUGUCCCAAGCUUAUCCCUUAAUUCUAGAACUGCUUGGUAUCCUGAUGCAUUUCUCACUAGAGGCUGCUAUUAAGCAUGUUUUAGCCCAAGUCCUCCUUCCUGCUGUGGUUAAAUGUUAUGUUGCUUUUUGAAGGAGACUCUAGGACAGGGAAAGCAAGUUCAUGGUACAGAUGCAGCUGCUGCCCCUGUUCUUAACCACAGCAGGCAUUGCUAAUCAAUCAGAGCACACUAUCUCACUAAGUCUGGAUAAGGUUUCAGAGUCCAAAUGCUUGAAGCUGGCACUUAAAAUGAAAACCUGUAUGCCAUUCUUGCUCUGGGAUCUGGGGGAGAACUAGGCAGGGUUUUGGCCCAGGAAGAAGCUUGUUUCCUCUCCCUCCUGAAGACAGUUACAGCUGACCCAGGGCAAAGAGAGGGCACCACUCAGAAUGUGGUUACUACAGUUCAGUUCGGUACUCAUCUUGCAAGUAAUAGGUGCCUGGCCUAGUGCUGGGCCCUGAUGGUAAUGGGGUGACUGGGGAUGAUCCUUGGCCUUAGGGAGCACUAAUCUUUCCUUUGACUUUUUGCUCCUGAUGAUCAAAGUCCUAUUGCAACCACCUGGUCAAUGGCCAGCCAAGUCCUGCCCAGGGUCACUGAGUACCCACUCUGCCUUGAGCCUCUCCCGGGGUCCAUUCCUUGCGUGGAUCACAUGGCCAUAGCAUGUUCCAGUUCAAACAUGUCUCCACCAUCCUGUUAGAACAGCCUGGGAAUGUACAGGUUGUCAAGACUAUUUAUUUAAAUACAAAGGGGAAAACACACAUGGAAAAAAAUUGUAAGCACUUUUUUGUAAAACCAAUGUCUGUUUUGUUACAUACCUUUCAUGUCGUGCUUUGUAAAUGUCUUAUUUGUGUAAUAAAUAAAGUUAAUGCAAGUAGAAGUGCUGGCACUUAAAUCUAGAACAUCAUGGGAUUCCAUUUCUUUCCUGUUCUCUGGUUAAGGGCUCAGGCCCCUGGCUCCCAGAGUAUCUGGGCUGUUGGACAGUGCAAUCCCCCUUCCCAGAAAAUUGGUAUCAUUUUCCAGCUAGUAAACUGUGCAUUAUGAAGGCACACUGAACUGUUAUCUGAGCUUUGUAGGAAAUGAAGCUGGUGGUUGUCCUCCAUUAAGCUCCCUGAACACAAGCUCUCUGCUGGGCCCUGUGCUGACACUGCAGACUCAUAAGGGUCCCAGAGGAUUCUGCCCUGGGGCAGCUCCCAGUCUGGUAAAUGUUAUAAGCAGACAUUCUACAAUAGGCUGUGGGAGCCAAAGGAGGCAUCUGAGCUGGAGCCUAUCAGAUGAGAAGUUCAUAGAAUAGA